AUGCAAGCUAUAAGGUCUCUGAUUAUCCCCAAGUGGUCGUCCGAUGUUCGUCUGAACGGGAAGACGGCUGUCGUAACCGGUGCCAACACGGGAAUAGGCAAAGAGACGGCAAAAGACCUGGCUAUCAGAGGCGCGAGGGUGAUUCUGGCUUGCAGGGACACGGCGAAGGGAGAGCAGGCGGCCCGAGACAUCAUGAGGGAGGUGCCAUGCGCCAAAGUCGUCGCCAGGCAUUUGGAUCUGGCCCAGACCAAAUCCAUCUGCCAGUUUGCCGAGAAUAUCUACAACACUGAGAAGUCUCUGCACUACCUGAUCAACAACGCGGGCGUGGCUCUUUGCGCUUACUCCACCACUGUGGACGGAUUUGAGACGCAGUUUGGAGUCAAUCACUUGGGUCAUUUUUUCCUUACCUUCCUGCUGCUGGACUUGCUCAAGCAUUCUGCCCCUUCCCGGGUCAUCACCGUUUCCUCGAGCGCUCACACCAUGGGCAGGAUCCAAUUUGAUGACCUGGGCGGUGAAAACAACUACCGCCCUGUGCAGGCCUACGCACAGAGCAAGUUGGCUAACGUUCUGUUUACCAGAGAGCUGGCCAAGAGGACCGAGGCAUUAGGAGUGACGGCUUACUCAGUGGACCCCGGCGUCGUCAACAGCGAGAUAACCAGGCACAUCAGGAGGCCUAUGGCGGACGUCAUCCGAAUGUUUUCCUCUCUUUUCAAGACGUCAGCAGAGGGGGCCUACACCACCAUCUACUGCGUGGUGACUCCUGAGAGCGAGCUGCUCAACGGGGGGCACUACAAGGACCGCGCCUAUUCGAAGGGUUGCAGGGCGGGUCGAGACGACGGCACCGCUUUAAAGCUGUGGGCGGUCAGCUGCCACCUGCUCGGCGUCCGCUGGAGAUGAACACCGACGGCGACACCUUUCAUAUCACGCUGAUGUUACAGUGCGAAGGGCAGGAAGGCCUGUGGCGGAUAAUUGAGGACGCAUGCAAAGGAGAUAAGAGCAGAACGGUGACAAAGGUUGUCGUUGUACGUGACUCAAAAGAUUAAAAGAUACGACUGAU
This is a messenger RNA of Phycodurus eques (leafy seadragon), 1057 nucleotides long. RefSeq lists its product as uncharacterized. The record is from RefSeq and is a predicted model, not a curated record. Lineage: Eukaryota; Metazoa; Chordata; Actinopteri; Syngnathiformes; Syngnathidae.